GUCGGGUUCAGUUUGAAAAGACACCGUCAUUUUCCCCUUAAAACUGCAAACGCAAAGAUAAAAUCUGGGACACGUAAGGAACAUUUAUUUACCCCAAGCGGUGUCGGUCUGUGCCUCUGCUGUCUCUAGUCAAACAUAGCGCUUUCGUUCGUUCCGCGGUUUUGUUGAACUGUGAAGUUAAAGUGAAGUGUUAGUGGAGUAAAGUAAAGUUAGUGGAGAUGAAUCGCACGGAUCAUGUACAGUGAAAGUACGCAGUGUUUGAGCUAGUCCGUGUUUGUGUAUAUGUGUGUGUGUGUGUGUGUGUGUGUGUGUGUGUGUGUAAACCCAGCCUCCUUCUUUACAUAGACACAGCAACGUUUACCUGAAACCAUUACCUGUGUGAAGCGCACCUGGACGGGCUUAGACGAACGUGGAUUUUAACAGGAGAAAAGAAAGACAGUUUUGGAAGUAUAGGACGUGACUGGGGGAUGUAUUAUCAAUUCUACGAACUGAUCUAGAGUCUUGAUUUUUGAUUCUGAGGGUUUCUGUGAUCCAGAUCUGAGAAAUAUCAUGUCAAAAUCCUCAGAUCAAUUUGACAGCUCGGACUGUGUGUGUUCUUUCGGGAUGAAGUUGACUUGGGAUAUAAACGACUCCAAACUUCCACAGGACACAAAGCAGUAUGAUGUGUUCCAGGAGUGGACGGAUGGAUAUGUGCGUUAUAUCUACAGCAGUGAGGAUAAAAAUGCACAGAGACACCUAAGCGGAUGGGCCAUGAGAAACACAAAUAAUCACAACUGUCAGAUCCUGAAGAAGUCUUGUCUUGGUGUGGUGGUAUGUUCACGGAACUGCUCUCUCCCAGAUGGGACCAAACUUCAGCUGAGACCGGCCAUCUGUGAUAAAGCUCGACAGAAACAACAGAAAAAGCUUUGCCCGAACUGUAACUCAGCUCUAGAGUUGAUUCCGUGCCGAGGUCACAGUGGAUAUCCAGUCACCAAUUUUUGGAGAGUUGACGGAAAGGCCAUUUUUUUCCAGGCUAAAGGAGUCCAUGACCACCCCAGACCAGAGAGUAAGUCUGAAACAGAGGCAAGAAGGAGUGCAGUAAAGAGACGGUUGUCUUCACCUCACUUCUCACAGAAAAGAAGACUGGUGGAGCCAGAGCCUGGGCGCUACCAUGACAUGGCCUUCCCAAAUAUCCACCAGCUCACCAUGGAGGGUCCAGACCGCUUCAGCAUCAUUGCAGAGUCCAACUUCCCAAUCCAGACCCAACACUACCCUCCGUUCCAGAACCCAGAGCCCUACAAGUUCCCCUACGACACACAUGCCGCUGCGGCCAUGGCCGAUGCCCCAGGCUCACUGCAGAAGCCUGCCAACCACCGUCUGUAUAUGACUCGCCCCCCUUGUGGCUAUGAUUUUGCAGUCCCAGGAUACCUUGGCUCAAGCCCUUAUCCAGCAGCACUGUACAAGGACCCUACUAACCCACAAUCUGAGACGGAACCUAAUAAAUCUGGGCCCUGUCUAAGUGGGGUCUCUCAUGGCACGAGCCCAUUAGCCACCCACGAGCGGAGCUACGCAGACACCACGGGAAAACAUCACAGCUGGAAGCAGAUUCUUAGUAAAGGUGUUUACGGGGAGCGAGUAGACUACCCUCAGCUGCCGACCAAUGGCAACCACCACUACUACAACAGCGACUACCCGUGUAGGUACACAGGACCCACUUCCGCUACCCCGGCAGCUCUCCAGACCAUAAUAACCACAACUACAAAAGUGUCGUACCAGCCAUGCCCCAAGCCAUCUGUCGUCAAGCAUGGAGAGAACAUCUAUGACGUAAAAUGCCUGUCUAACUGUAACUCAGUCUUGGAAGAGGCAACUCCCAACUCUCCCUACUCUGACCUGAAGAUUCCUGAGGAUUCCGGAGUGAUAAAAUCUGCCCUGUCAUACCAGGACACUCUCCCAGCUAAAACUGAGAGGGCAGAAAACUUUGAGGGCUAUCGCUACAGCAGCUACAGCUCAAAUAGUUACCCUGAACGGAUGUCACAUCCAUUUAGGUAUGAAAGUGGAGAAUAUUGAAGGACUGCAAUGAGAAAUGAAUAGAUGACAGUAGACAAAACCCCAUGGCAAGAUGUGUCAGACUUUAAAUAUAGACCUGAAACUUACUCUAUGCAAAUACAUGAAUGCAAACUCUUCAAGCUAUGCAAGCUUGAUUUCAUGUAUCAUUGCACUCUGACCUGCAAUUCAUAAUGCAAUGCAAGCACAAGUUUGAUUCUCAGCUUGGCCUCAAGGGGCAGCAUUAGCACAAAUUAUUCUUAUUUGAAAUUUUUUUCCUUUUUCUUUUCGUUUUAGGUCAACUACUGUCAUGGUGGAGCAACAUUUUGAAGACUUGCUGAGCAAGUUAGUUAAUUUAGAAUUAGUUAACAGUUUUCUUUAGUCGAUGAACAAAUCAGUGUUGUUGAGCAAGUUUUUAAGUUAACAAAUUGUUCUCUUUAACUUACACUGAUUCUCAUUUCUGGUACACUGACUGAAGUCUCUCCCUUUCAAAGACAAUGAGCUCUAGUAUCAAGUGACUGCUUUGGUGGCUUUUCUUGCAUGUAAAGAUUGACUAUAGCAUUUGAGUGCGAGCUGUAAAGGAUAUUUAUUUGUUUGACCCUCUGAAUGAAUACACACCUUCACUGAACCAGGCGGUGACUUGAAACGAAAUUAGAUAUAUUGGUGGUGAAUGAGCUGAAUGUACUGGUGCACUUGUUGCUGAAUGGUAGUAAUGAAUCUGAGAUUGCAGAACUGAACAUAUAACACAUCUCCUCUAGUUUGUGAACGAGGAUCUGUUGACUGAAUGAAUGAGAUGAGGUAUGUCGUACAUUAAGUUAGGCAAUCUCGUUCAACAAGAAGAGAAAGGGCCUGAAUGAAUUAUAAAUGUGACUGAUGACCAUGCAUUAAAAUGAUAUUAGGAUGUUAUUGAAACUUAUUUACUUAUUUUUUGCUAUUUUUGUUGUCUAUUUUUAUAUAGUAGCUUGAUUAAAGUCAUGCUCAGCUAUUAAUAAAAUCAUAAAUAGGCCUAAAUAGGCCUAUGCUUUGUUGUAAUUUGUGGGGGAAACGCUUAUGAUGCUUAAAAACACAGCUGAAAUCUCUUAGUAGAUUUGUAGAAGCGAAAAUUUUAAUAAAGAAUAAUUAGACUUGUUUCAGUCAUGAACGACUCAGUGCUUUUGGUUCAAUGACUCACUCAAAACACAUAAAUGAUGCUCAUUUGUCACCAUCUACUACCACAGAAAUGGUCAAUGUCAAUAAAUAAGUGAAUUAACAAAUCGUUUUGGUGAACAGAUUCAAAAGAAUCGAGAUUAAUAAAUCCACUAUUACUUCAACUGUCAAAAUAACUACCUAAAUAAUAACACAUCCGGUUUAAUAACACAGACAUUUACAGCCCCCUUGAGUACUGAAGUUUGCCACCACCACAGCAACGCAUGAGCGCAAUGUACAACAGGACUGCAAGCUUAUGAUAUGAUGGCCAAACAUUCACGUCUGUGGUCACAUAUUUUGUAAAGUAUGUUUCUGGCCAUAAAAAUGUGUUGUUAUUUAUAUUCAGUGUUUGAUCUGUUUACAUGUCUUUAGUUUAAAAGUCAUUGUAGAUUCCUGGUGUAUUUUUGUGUAAAUCUUUGAUCUAUAUUAAUGAAAUACAGUGAAAUCAGUGUUGAGUACAUUUGCAGAUACACGAGUAAUGUGUUUGAAAGCCAUGAUUGGUGACUAGCUGUUGUCUUAGAAAGACAUAAAAAAAACAGUGUGUCAAGUGAGAAUUGGGGUAAGAAUUGUUUCUUUGUUCUGUUCAUUAAAAAAGGUCUCUCU
Molecule: messenger RNA, 3810 nt
Organism: Myxocyprinus asiaticus (Chinese sucker)
Lineage: Eukaryota; Metazoa; Chordata; Actinopteri; Cypriniformes; Catostomidae
Gene: gcm2
Product: glial cells missing transcription factor 2
Exons: 5
Coding region: 550-2046 (498 amino acids)
Biological process (GO): gliogenesis; regulation of transcription by RNA polymerase II
Cellular component (GO): nucleus
Molecular function (GO): DNA-binding transcription activator activity, RNA polymerase II-specific; RNA polymerase II cis-regulatory region sequence-specific DNA binding
Source: RefSeq, a predicted model, not a curated record